CACUUCCGGUUUCUCGUUAGCCGUUUUCCAAACAAUAGUUUACCGUGUUUUUAAAGCGCAGCGAAGUGGCGUUUCAAAUGUGCCGCGUCGUCAGAAACACAUUUAAACUCGCGUAAGAUGUGGGCAUAAUUAUGUAGCGUUAGUGAAUAAAGCCGGAACUCGUGAUUUGGCGCCAGUUGCCGGUCGGACCCCUUUUAGAGCAGGACCCGACGUUGCUAAGGGAAGCGCUGUUGUUGCUCGUGGGGUGGCGUGUGCGCUUUAAACGGGCAUUCAGGGUCGUUCUCCCGGGAAAUGGAGGUCGUGAAAUAAAUAAAUAAAUAAUGUCGAGAAGGGGCCGUUUCUCGGGACCGGACCGGUUCGAAUACCUGCAGGCGCUCGUCACCGAGUUCCAGGACACGGACAGCGCGGAGGCCAAGCAGCAGGUCCUGGCGAACCUCGCCAACUUCUCGUAUGACCCCAGGAACUCGGACGCCCUGCGGAGGCUGCAGGUGACCGAGCUCUUCCUCGACAUGCUGACGGAGGAGAGCGAGGACCUGGUGGAGUUCGGCCUCGGAGGCCUCUGUAACCUCAGCGUGGACCACGAGUGCCGAGACGAGAUCCUGCAGAGCGGAGGCGUUGCCCUGGUGACGGGCUGCCUGUCGAGUCGGCGCGAGGAGACGGUCCUGUCGGCCAUCGGAACGCUCAUGAACCUGACCACGGCGUCCUCCCGCGCCCAGACCACCGAUAGGGCCGUGCUGCAGUGCAUGCUGCGCUUCUCGCUGUCGAAGAGCACACGGCUGCGCAACCUGGCCACGGUCUUCCUGCAGGACUACUGCAGCCAGGAGCAGGUGGAGCAGGCGCAGCAUGAGCUGCAGGGUCACACCCAGACCGCCCUGGGCAUCCCCUUACCCGAGGACCCGGUCGGGGGACGCGGCGGGACGUGAUCGAUGCGGUCCAUGCAACCAACGAAAGAGAUGGGUUGCCGCAGUGUUGGGUACGCAGUCAGAAGCACAGAAACUCUCUUUUGCAGAGAACAUUCUGGAAAAAGAAUGAAGCUCUUCUGCACUUAUUGAUUGGAGUCAAAGCAACCAGUGAUUUAAUAAAUGAAAUGGUCAGUUAGAGAAAUUGUACACAUUAGAGUAUAAGAAAAAUAUACUAAACACUUUUUCUGAGCAUGUCAGGAUGGUGAUAAUGUUAAUCCUCAAUUCUGUGGGAAACUUUUGUAAAUAUGCUGGUCUCGAUUUUGUUAUAGGAAAUGUGUAGCAGGAUGUAUUCAGAUUUUUUUAGUAAAUUUUUAUUUUUUAUUCAGAUUAUUUGCUUCAUAAAUGACACCUCAAAGAAGUUUUAAUUUGGUUUCCAUCCCAUUCUCAUAAUGGCUCAGCAGC
This is a messenger RNA of Scleropages formosus (Asian bonytongue), 1364 nucleotides long. RefSeq names its product armadillo repeat containing 7 (gene armc7). The transcript has 3 exons. The record is from RefSeq and is a predicted model, not a curated record. Lineage: Eukaryota; Metazoa; Chordata; Actinopteri; Osteoglossiformes; Osteoglossidae. Gene Ontology annotation, molecular function: protein binding. Bases 321 to 923 code for a protein of 200 amino acids.